AUGACAGAGGCAGCAAUUCGCGACGGCGCAGCAUUAGAGCUGAACCGAGUCCCAACCUCGCACCUGAUUAAUGAUAUCGUUCAUAACGUUUGUUGGACCGACCUGAAUGUCACUGUCAAGGAUCGAAGCACUAAAAAACCGAUUUCCAUUCUUACCAACUCCCAGGGUAUUGUCAAUGCUGGGGAACUCCUGGCCAUCAUGGGCCCGAGCGGCUCAGGCAAGACCACUCUCCUGAAUGCACUGGCGUUUCGAGAGGCCGCUGCGGGCGCAACGACAACGGGAGAUGUCUUGGCCAAUGGACAAAAGUUGGACUGGAAGAAGAUUCGCCAGUUGUCCAGCUAUGUUGAGCAAGAAGAUGCUCUGAUCGGUAGCUUGACAGUCAGAGAGACCAUGAAAUUUGCAGCAGGUCUCGCAUUGCCCAGCCACAUCUCUUCCAAAGAACGAAAACAGCGAAUUGACGACUUGAUUGCGAGCUUUGGUCUUCAGGGUCAACGCGACACCAUCGUUGGAACACCCAUCAAGAAGGGGCUCAGCGGAGGCCAGAAAAAGCGGUUAGGCGUCGCAAGUCGGCUUGUGACUGACCCAAGGAUAUUGUUUCUUGAUGAGCCGACCAGCGGGUUGGAUUCGUCACUAAGCUUCGAAGUGAUGAGUUAUAUCAAGUCAAUUGCCAAACAAAACCAGCUGGUUGUGAUCGCGUCGAUUCAUCAGCCGUCAACAUCGACAUUCAAGCUGUUUGACAAGCUCUGCCUGCUGUCCCGCGGUAAGACUUGUUACUUUGGGCCAUUGCAAAAGGCACACUCUUAUUUCAACGACAUCGGAUACCCUAUGCCCACUGAGACCAACCCGGCCGAGUUUUAUCUUGACAUGAUCAACACCGACCUCGCGAAAGAAGAUGAUGAAAUUUUCAAAAGGACAAACCAUAUUAUACAAUCCUGGAGCUCGGGCGAGCAAAGUUCGAAGCUGGCAGAGGACAUCCAAAAAACGCAGUCUCUGGCAACAAACGAGAAAGAAGUUCCAGACCUGGAAAAGAUGGCACUCGGCAAGCCAAGUGCGUGGAUGAUACCACUGGUGCUCCUACAACGGUCCUGGAUUAAAGCUUGCCGCGACAUUGUGGCGUACCAUAUCCGUAUCGUCAUGUAUCUUGGCCUCGCUAUUCUAAUGGGAACGGUGUUUCUCCGAAUGGGGUCGAGCCAGAGGUACAUCCAGUCUUUCAUCAACGCCAUCUUCUUUGGGUCAGCAUUCAUGUCCUUCAUGGCAGUGGCAUAUGUUCCAGCAUUCCUCGAGGAUCGGGCUACGUUUACCAAGGAACGAGCAAACGGGCUGGUUGGACCGUUGGCCUUUAUGGUAUCGAAUUUCAUCAUCGGCCUCCCGUUCCUGUUCAUCAUCGCCGUCCUCUUCUCGGUGGUCGCUUAUUUCCUGAGCAAUUUCCGGACGACUGGAGAUGCUUUUAUGAUGUACACCAUGUGGCUAUUUCUGGAUCUUCUGGCGGCCGAGUCGUUGGUCGUUCUUGUGUCGGCGCUGUUCCCUGUUUUUGUCAUCUCACUGGCGGUCACAGCAUUCGCCAACGGGCUGUGGAUGUGCGUUGAUGGCUUCUUGGUUCCCAUGAACAUCCUGAACCCCUUCUGGAAAUACGUCUUUCAUUAUAUUGACUAUCAGUCAUAUGUCUUUCAAGGCAUGAUGGUCAAUGAAUUCAAGGAUCGGACUUAUAAUUGCGAUCGGGUAGGCGACGGGUUUCAAUGCAGCUACGCGAGCGAGCUGAAUGCGCAAGGCCAAAUUGCUGGACCUGCUGUUCUUAGCGCAUUUGGGAUCUCACUGGGAAGAGAAGGUGAAUGGGUUGGGAUCAUGCUUGGAAUUAUUGCUGUGUAUCGGAUUCUGGGGUAUAUUGUGCUCUAUUGGAAGAAAAGCUAA
Molecule: messenger RNA, 1908 nt
Organism: Exophiala mesophila
Lineage: Eukaryota; Fungi; Ascomycota; Eurotiomycetes; Chaetothyriales; Herpotrichiellaceae
Exons: 3
Coding region: 1-1908 (635 amino acids)
Cellular component (GO): membrane
Molecular function (GO): ABC-type transporter activity; ATP binding; ATP hydrolysis activity
Source: RefSeq, a predicted model, not a curated record